AUGAAUGACCUAAUGGAGCAUGUUCGGUCAGAUGAAGAGAUAAAAUUCAUCGCCGGCGGGUUGAUCCCCAAGUUGCUCAUGAAAAGUAAGAUAUCCGAGAAGGUGCAGCAACAGCUCCUCACAUCUAAUACCGAAUUAUCAACAGUAUUCGCAUUUUUGAUGAGGGAGGCAAGUACCGGAUCUCUUGAUCAAUUCUUCGACCUGAAGCUACACAUUCCUCUGUUAUCUUACGCCUGCAAAAUAUGUGACCCAGAAAACAUUGAGAAGUUUAAUGCAGAUGCAGUCGCAAAAGAUGUCACCCGACUCCUUACUGAAAAACGUAAAGGCGGUGAUUUGAUAACUUGGCUUGGAACUUAUGGAGUUUCAGAGACUACCAAAGAUAUUGACCGUCUCGUGAGAAGUUUUUCGCAAAAUGAGAAGACUUUCGUGCUAGCGUAUCGUUUAUACGCAUUGGUACAUGCUGAUCUUGUGCCGUUUCAUUGCAAUUAUGACUGGAUUUCUCCGCCCAACAGAUUCGUUUUCUGGCUUAGAUUCGCUGCUUUUACUCGUUUUAACUACAUUGAGCAUGAGGCAAGAUUUCCAGAAUUUAUGAAGCUUCAAGUCCGUAAAUUCAUGGGAGAUCAAUACUUUGAAAAUGAUCAUUUGAAACUUUUGAUGAAGGAUCUGGAGGGACUAUUUAAGGAAGUUGCCAAAAGAGCUAAACUAUUUAGAGAUUUCGAUUGGUCGCAGAUUGAUGACAAUCAGAUCCGUUUGUACAAAGCUGCAUUAAGUUCUGAAGAUAACGCGAAAUUGAUGAGGGAGGCUUUGAUGGAAAAGAGUCAUGCUGCUGCUUUUAAAGAAAAGUUAAACGAUAAAAAAAUGGAGGAAACGUUUGAGGCGCUGCUGAUCGACAAAAAACUGGUAGAAUCGCUUCAAAAGGUGCUCAAGGACGAGAAUCAAUUGAGUUUACUCCAUGCGAGUUUUGAGGGUUUGAAGGAUCCGGUGUAUUCAACAUCGAUUCUGAAGAAAGUUGACAUGAACCAUGAUCAAGCGUCCUUGAAUGAUGACCGUCUCAAGUUGUUUGAAAAAGCUGUAGAGACAUCAGGACGUUUGACGUUGGUUGAAGACAUGCUGAGCAGUACGGAAUUAGAUCCAGUGAAGCCGUUCCAAGCGAUUCUCAGCGAUCAGAAAAAAGUGGAAUUGCUUAAAGAAGCUCUAAGGGAUGAAGAGCAUUUGAAUAAAUUUAGAUUGGUUUUGGACAGCAAGAGCAGCAAGAACAGCGAAUACGAACUCGAGAGCGAAUUGGUGGAUAAGGAAUGGGCGAAGAAAUUCGAUAUGGUGUUAAAGGAUAUGAAUCUAGUGUUUUUUCUAAGGGUGGCUGUACUGGACAAUGAUCGUGCGAAGUUGUUUAAAGCGGCUUUGGAGGAACAAGCACAGUUUCAAGUGUUUGAAAAGGAAGAAAAGCAGUUGCAUAACCUUAAAAUGGUUGUUUCAUACGAGCUCUAUUGGGAGUUCAAACAUUAUUUCGAUUUCAUUGAUAGAACGAUGCUGGGAAUAGAGAUGGUGAAGUGGUUGAAGGACAAGGCGCUAAACAGUUUUUUUUGUUCGGUGGAAACAAGUGUAUGA
Molecule: messenger RNA, 1605 nt
Organism: Plasmopara halstedii
Lineage: Eukaryota; Oomycota; Peronosporomycetes; Peronosporales; Peronosporaceae
Exons: 3
Coding region: 1-1605 (534 amino acids)
Source: RefSeq, a predicted model, not a curated record